Lingula anatina is the source of this 1869-nucleotide messenger RNA. Its product is annotated as IgGFc-binding protein-like. The record is from RefSeq and is a predicted model, not a curated record. NCBI's taxonomy places the organism in Eukaryota, Metazoa, Brachiopoda, Lingulata, Lingulida, Lingulidae.
AUAUUCCUGACAACAGUGGCAAGGAAUUCGUCAUCGGUUUUAUGGACAAUUUUGGCAUCGAAAGUUUGAACUUAUUUCUCACCACCAACAAUCCUGACACAGUUCAAGUCAAUAUCACUGCCCAUCCCAACCUGUUAAACCUUCUUCCACUUCAAAGCAGAACGGCAAACGUAAGCCGUGGCUCAGUUACGAAGGUUGAGAUCCCAAUAAGCUUUGCCAUGAAGACCACAUACACACAGUUUAAAGGUUUGCUUUUAUCCUCAGAUGACGAAUUCAUAGUGUACGGUUCCAACGCUAUGUCAUCAAGUUUGGAUGCGUUUCUAGCCUUACCAGUUUAUACUUUGGGGCAGGAGUACAUCACAGGCAGUUAUGAAGUCUGUUUAGGUGCUCAUCCUGCACUUGUAGGACUGAUUGGGAUUCAAAAUAGUACACAUAUAGAAAUAACUCCUCCUCCGGGCAAAAGUAUAUUUGUUAUGGGUAGCACAGUAAGUUCCAAAACACAAGUUAUUCUGAACAGACUUGAGACCAUUCAAAUCCAAUCUUACAGUGACAUCACGGGCACUAUAAUCAAUUCAUCAAAACCACUAGCAGUAAUGUCAGGUAAUAAGUGCACCGAAGUGCCCUGUGGAGUAGUUGCCUGUGAUCAUUUGGUGGAACAGAUGUAUCCAAUCGAUAGAUGGGGCUAUACGUACACAGUUGUUCCAUCAGCUUACCGACAAAGUGGGGACAUUAUCCGUGUUGUAGGCAGCAGUGAUGACACCGUGGUCGACAUAACGGGUGUGCCGCGUUUAGUUCUUCAUAAAUCCGAGUUCUAUGAAUUCAAAGUAUUGAAGAAGGCACCUGUGUUUGUCAAUGCCAGUAAGCCGGUAAUGGUGCUGCAGUUUUCUCAGAGCCAAAACACGGAUGGUCUAGAAAGUGAUCCUUAUAUGAUGGUUGUGCCUGCCAUAGAACAAUUCUCAUCUAGUUACACCAUCGCUACCGCCAAUCUUCCUGACAAAGUUUACAUAAACUUUGUCAAUAUAGUCACCAAGAACAGUUCUAAAGAAGGCCUCAGAGUUGAUGGAGCCGCUCUCAAUGGUAUUACAUGGUUAGCCAUUCCCGGAACAGACUUUACUGCUGUUCAGCUGAACGUCACUGCGGGCACACAUCGCAUAGAACACAUUUCUCCUAUUCAGACUUUCUCGGUAUUCUCCUACGGGUUUGCAAGUUAUGUUUCUUAUGGCUAUCCAGGAGGACUGAGACUGGCAAACCUGGACUUGACUAAAUGUCUGCCGAAUCCUGGUCAACCAGCAGAUGGCGUUGAUAACGACUGUGACAUGAAAAUUGACGAAGAACUGUUUAAUGGUAUUGAUGAUGACAACGAUGGCGUAAUUGAUGAGGAUUUGUCCUCCCUACCGCCGGAGGUGGACUUUCCAAAAGAUACUGUCAUCGUGUCAGGUAAUGCGACACUAAUCCAUAACCUAGCGAAUGAAGCUGGCACCCCAAAUGCGACUGCAUCUGAGCGCUGUGUUGCCUAUCGCGAUAUCACCAUCAACUUCACAGAUUCGACCAAUGACAAUGGCUGUGGGAUGGACAUAGAGCGCACGUGGUUCGUUCAAGACGGGUGUGGGAACAUCGUAAAGGCGACUCAGAACGUGUCUGUGUACAGCUCGUGGAAAGCCUUCCGGGCAGAUCCGUUAUUCAAUUGUAUGGAUGUGCUGCAGAGAGUUGGCUGCAACGAGAGCACAGAAGGCAAGUUUAAGGCUUUUAAAAUCAAGUUAACGUGAUACAACUUGUGCAGAUAUGAUAAAAAUCGAGGUAAAGACAAUAUAUUUCAAGUAAAAUUCAGGUUGCAAUGGCAUAAAUUAUAAUCAACUAUUGCUGAUAUUA